Molecule: messenger RNA, 1222 nt
Organism: Sinocyclocheilus anshuiensis
Lineage: Eukaryota; Metazoa; Chordata; Actinopteri; Cypriniformes; Cyprinidae
Product: glutamyl-tRNA(Gln) amidotransferase subunit B, mitochondrial-like
Exons: 3
Coding region: 70-534 (154 amino acids)
Biological process (GO): glutaminyl-tRNAGln biosynthesis via transamidation; mitochondrial translation
Cellular component (GO): glutamyl-tRNA(Gln) amidotransferase complex; mitochondrion
Molecular function (GO): glutaminyl-tRNA synthase (glutamine-hydrolyzing) activity
Source: RefSeq, a predicted model, not a curated record
GUUACACUGGCGAGUUCCUUGUGGCUCUGUAAAACUACAUAGACCAUCUGCCCACACACAAACACAAGCAUGGCAGCCUCCUCUUCAGGAUACAGCAGAAUGUUCUUUAAGCUAAGGAAAUAUGCUAAUAAAUCACAAAGUUUAUAUCAUACUGAUAGUUUUAAUGUAGUGAUAAGGACAAUAUGGACAUCUGGAUCCAAAACUCAACUUCAGCCCAAAGUCCAUACUAAAAGUCUUCCUCAGAUGGUUGGUGUUGUGGGUCUGGAAAUCCAUGCUCAGAUUCAGUCCACAUCAAAGCUCUUCUCUGGAUCUCAUGUUAGAUUCUUGGCUCCACCAAACUCACUUGUCUCACAUUUUGAUGCUUCAUUACCAGGAACACUGCCAGUACUGAACAGAAGAUGUGUGGAGGCUGCUGUAUUGACAGGCCUUGCUCUCAACUGUACCAUCAACAGGAAGUCACUAUUCGACAGGAAGCACUACUUUUAUGCAGACAUGCCUGUGAGUUCCCUUAGCUGCACACAUAUAGGUGCUUAAUGAAUUUGUCAGCGUUUCUUAGUUUUAUCUUCGUACUCCAAAGGAUAGAAGUGCUGAUGACACAAAUGCAAUGGACAAGAACAUCUUUCCUACGCCUCCAACUCUAUAUGGUUGUUAUUUUUGAUUAGCUGCUUUAUGGAUCCAUUGUUUGUCAAAGAGACAUGUACAUAUAUCCAGCGCAUCACUCUUUCUUUCCCUGGGCUUUAAUGAAGAAGUGAUGCUGAACAGGCAGGAAACAGAAUAGCUGCCACUAAUGUAGAUGAAUAACAGUGUCUGCUCUUAAAAGCUUCAAACAUUCAAGCUCUGGUCCGAGCAAUGUUUCAGCUCUUGUAUUGGAUUUGUAAGGCCAAAUAAUAUUUUUUUUAAUGUCGUUUAAAAAAACAUUCAUAUGUUUUAGCAGUUCUGAGAACCCUUUCCUCCACCAAACAUGCAGUCCAAACUCACCUUUUGUAAAUAUCCUGAGAGCAUUUAGAAAAUAAUUAAAUAAAUAAGAAUGAAUUGUACUGUGAUGCAUCACUCAAUUCAUCACGACAGGAUUCAAUAGUCCUCAACAGUGACUGGCCACUUUUCUCAGUGGCCUUGGUAGCAGAAGUUUUUCUUCUUCUUCUUUUUAUUAAUAUAGGAAUUGUAAAUCUUUUCAACAAGGAGUUCUAAGCCAUGAACCAAUUCAGCCAUCUCUGAGAUUACU